This is a messenger RNA of Rhodofomes roseus, 1662 nucleotides long. RefSeq names its product GWT1-domain-containing protein. The record is from RefSeq and is a predicted model, not a curated record. The transcript has 8 exons. Gene Ontology annotation, cellular component: membrane; endoplasmic reticulum. Gene Ontology annotation, biological process: protein localization to plasma membrane; GPI anchor biosynthetic process. Gene Ontology annotation, molecular function: glucosaminyl-phosphatidylinositol O-acyltransferase activity. The coding region runs from base 1 to 1662 and encodes 553 amino acids. NCBI's taxonomy places the organism in Eukaryota, Fungi, Basidiomycota, Agaricomycetes, Polyporales, Fomitopsidaceae.
AUGGACGACUACAAGACCUCGAAAGAGGCCUUCGUUUCUGGCAUGACAGGGUCCACUAUCGGACACAUCAACAUGGUUUCGUUUGCUGCACUCUCAUCUAUUUCCUUGAACUAUGCAUUACGGACGCGUCUCCCUCCCAACAGGACCGAACAUCUGGCGUUGGAGAUGCUCACCCUUGUACUUCCACUCUUACUCUCGAUUACUCUCUACGCGGAAGCCCCAGGAAUGUUGAAUAUCAUGCUGCUCCUGCCGACGGGCUUGCUCCUACUUGUCCCACGACGCGAGACAGGCAUUCCGCUACCGUCCACUCUACGCUCUAGCCCAUCGACGUCGCCCUACCGAGGCAGGGUGCGCACUGCAGAGGAUCUCAGUGAUUCUCCCACCAGUGUUCUCGUACCACGGCUUCCCGCUCUAACGACCUAUCGGGCGCACAUGCUGCUCCUCACGUUUCUAGCGAUCCUUGCCGUCGACUUUCCCGUAUUUCCGAGGAUGCUGGCCAAGUGCGAAUCGUAUGGCGUUUCGCUGAUGGAUAUCGGCGUAGGGUCGUUCAUAUUCUCGCAGGGCGUCGUAUCCGCUAUACCUCUAAUCAAAAGCCCCGCCUAUCUCACCCAACCGCUCCUCCCGAAGAUGCUAUCGACAGCCCGCAAAUGUGCUCCCAUCUUCUUACUCGGAAUCAUACGGACAUUGUCUGUGAAGGGUGUAGAGUAUCCAGAACACCAGACAGAGUACGGAACUCACUGGAAUUUCUUCAUUACGCUCGGCUGCAUCCCCAUCCUUGAGGUCGUCCUGCACCCGCUCAUGGUCAGCCUCCCAAUAUCGCUGUUAGGUGUCUCGGUGGCUCUCCUGCAACAAUCCUUGUUGAGCUACAGCCUGAUGGAUUAUGUCUUUCAUGCGCCCCGUACUGGCCUAAUCAGUCAUAACAAGGAGGGAAUCGUUUCGUUGCUCGGCUAUCUUGCCGUCCACCUGCUUGGACUCUCAACGGGAACGCUGGUCCUUCCGCCGACGCCUUCAUACUUCCGCAAGCGCCAGCGCGAAAUCGCCAGUGAACGCUCUCCUCGGCGUCGCCCACGCGCGCACGACAGCGAUUCGGAGAGCGAUGAUAGCACGGGCCCACAGAGAACACGCCCGACGCCUGCGUCGACGGUCGCUGAGCGGCGCGAGAACGAUAAGACAGCGAUCGAACUGUGUUCCUACGCCGUCCUGUGGUGGGUCCUCCUAGGCGCGAGCAAGCUGUUCGGUAUAGGCGGUGAUGUCUCUAGGAGAUUGGUCAACCUUCAAUACAUCCUCUGGAUCGCUGCGUACAAUGUCACCUUCCUUCUUGGCUACAUGUGCCUCGACCUCGCCUUCUUCGCAUCGCCGUUCUCGAGGUCGACCUACUCGCCAUACUCGAAGCUCAAGGUGCAGCCGGACCCGGCGAUGCUCAAGAAGGACGAAAGGCAUGGGAUGGCGGCAGAGGGCAGCGCGCCGGCGCUGCUUGAGGCGAUCAAUAGGAACGGGUUGUCAAUGUUCCUCCUGGCUAAUCUCGCCACAGGCGUGGUGAACUUGUCCAUGAAGACGAUGUACGCGUCGGACGCGGUAGCCAUGAUAGUGCUUUCCGGGUAUGCGCUCGCCAUCUGCGUCGUUGCCUGGGUGUUUAGAAGUAGGCACAUUUGGCGGCUAUGA